AUGGUCACAAGGGGCUUCUGGUCCGCUCGUGUGCCCAGGGCUGGUCGUACGACUUGCCCUUUCAACGCCGGCACCAUUGCUUCUCCUCGCCAGUCCCCUACAUCUCUCCUCCACCACCGAUCGGUGUCGUCCCGUUCUAGAGCAGAUCUCGAAGGUCAACCAUCCACCGUGCCGCCUUCAACGGAGAACGAAAGGGGCGAAAGCUGUCGGCGACCAUCGUAUUCCUCGGGCACAGAAUCUGACGAUUUCUCCCUCUGGAGCGACACUGGAGAUCUCGCAGAGCAGCUUACCAACGACGAGGAUCCGUAUCGGAUCGAGCUCGAUCCUCUGACUAGAGAGGGUCAACGGCUUAAACGGCCCGGUCACGGUGGAGGACGGAAGAAGAGAGUCGGUUUUCGAGAAAACGAUCACAGUGAGAGGGGCAAGGACUCUCUAAGUAUAGAUAAAGAGGCCAUCUUCAUUCCGGAGCCUCCACCGAGGCAAAUCUCCAAAUCACAAAAGAUAUUGGCUCUCAUCAUGGCUCCUGGCGAUGCCCAGACGGCCCGGGCUAAGGGGCUUGUGGGGAAACCUUUAUUGUAUUUUACUAGUGUUUUUGUAUCUCUAGGGGUGUUUCUCUUUGGAUAUGAUCAGGGCGUUAUGUCUGGCAUUAUUACUGGCCCAUUUUUCCGAGAUUACUUCAAUCAGCCGGGCUCGGCCGAGGUCGGGACUAUGGUCGCCAUUCUUGAAAUAGGUGCCCUCAUUGCGUCCUUAUGUGUUGGACGGAUCGGUGAUAUCAUUGGACGUCGCCGGACAAUCUUGUAUGGUUCAAUGGUGUUCUUCAUCGGCGGCAUGUGCCAAACCUGUGCAAAUGGAAUGCCCAUGAUGAUGGUGGGAAGGUUAAUUGCUGGAUUUGGGGUUGGAGCCCUUUCAACUAUCGUGCCGGUCUAUCAAUCCGAAAUCAGCCCACCUCAUAACAGAGGCAAGUUGGCCUGUAUAGAGUUCACGGGCAAUAUCACCGGGUAUGCGGCCAGUGUGUGGGUGGAUUACUUCUGUAGUUAUAUCGAGAACGACUUUUCUUGGCGGGUACCUCUGUUGAUGCAGUGCAUUAUGGGAGCGCUCCUUGGAUUUGGCAGCUUGAUCAUCUGUGAAUCCCCUAGAUGGCUCCUGGACAACGACCAUGAUGAAGAGGGAAUCAUUGUCAUCGCAAACCUGUACGGAAAAGGAGACAUUCACAACCCAAAGGCACGCCAGGAAUAUCGGGAAAUCAAAAUGAAUGUGCUCGUGCAACGCCAGGAAGGAGAACGAUCAUACACCGACAUGUUCAAACGAUACUACAAGCGCGUUUUUAUUGCCAUGUCGGCCCAAGCAUUCGCCCAAUUGAACGGAAUCAAUGUGAUCUCAUAUUACGCCCCGCUUGUUUUCGAAUCAGCAAGAUGGGUAGGACGGGAUGCCAUUCUCAUGACCGGGAUCAACGCAAUCUCCUAUUUGGCCUCGACCAUCCCCCCUUGGUAUCUCGUGGAUCGAUGGGGGAGACGGCCGAUUCUACUUUCGGGAGCCGUGGCCAUGAUCAUUUCACUGUCACUCAUUUCUUACUUCAUCUUCAUUGAUGUACGGUGGACACCCGCCUUGGUGGUCAUCUUUGUUAUGAUUUACAACGCUGCAUUCGGCGCAAGCUGGGGACCAAUCCCCUGGUUGUAUCCUCCUGAGAUUCUGCCCUUGAGCAUCCGAGCCAAAGGCGCCAGUUUGAGCACGGCUAGCAAUUGGGCCUUCAACUUUGUGGUGGGUGAACUCACCCCUGUACUUCAAGGAGCAAUCAAAUGGAGGCUGUAUCUUGUGCAUGCUUUCUUUUGUGCCGUCAGUUUCGUGCUUGUAUAUUUUGUGUAUCCAGAGACUGCCAAUGUUCGGCUUGAAGAUAUGAACUCGCUAUUUGGGGAUGCAACAACGGCGAUGCCAACACCAUCUACCCAAGCGGAACGAGGGUCCCUCAUGGGCGCGGGAUCACCCACCUCCAUCGAUAUCAGGGCAGGAACUCCCCAACACGGCGCCUUCUCGGCCAAUGACGCGAUUCCUGGCCUUGACAUUGAUCCUCCGGAUGUUCAACUCGACGCAGACGGAAAGCCUCGAGGACGAAGCAACAACAACAAUGAUGGACUCGGAAGUUGGAUUGGGCGAAUGGUUUCCAGGUCACGACAAGACAGCAGUUCUCGGGGUCAAUAUGGCAAAAUUGGACAAGACGAAGAAUAA
Molecule: messenger RNA, 2223 nt
Organism: Rhinocladiella mackenziei CBS 650.93
Lineage: Eukaryota; Fungi; Ascomycota; Eurotiomycetes; Chaetothyriales; Herpotrichiellaceae
Exons: 6
Coding region: 1-2223 (740 amino acids)
Biological process (GO): transmembrane transport; carbohydrate transport
Cellular component (GO): membrane
Molecular function (GO): carbohydrate:proton symporter activity
Source: RefSeq, a predicted model, not a curated record